AUGCGUCUCCACCUUGUUAUCUCGCGCCAUGGCCUGCCGGUCACGCGCAUUCUUUGGACGACGACUUCGUCUACUUCUAUGCUAGGCGAAUAUGGGACUCAGCGCCCGGCAUCAACCGCAGCUGUCGCAUCGUCUCGGACCCCGAACAUCGCCUUCUCGAACGGUGGAUAUACGGUCGCACAACUCCUCGAGGACGUGAAUGAAGUCGUUCCACUGGAAACUGAACCUAGUGUCUUUGAUGCGGAGUUUAGUGGCCAGUGGGGAUUGGAAGAUUAUGUUGUCGAAGUUGCUGGCUCGGAAUGCCUCCAUUUUAUGGAGGUCGAUGGCUUACUCCGAGACGGAGACGAAGUUGUUAUUCGCGCCCUUCAAUUAGCAGACCUGCGGACCAGAAGGCUGUGUGGUCGCCACCAAAUUACUGCCGAGGGCAAGCAUCUGAUCGACGGCGUACCUUUCGGGUCUCCAUUCCUGAAAAGAACUACCUCUACACGGCCUGCAAUUACUAUCCCACCAAGGAAGAAGCGGCGCACGGUCUUUUCCGGCUGGGAUCACGCUCCAGAGUUUGCGGCCGAGGAUGUACAUGCCGACGACGAAGGUGAUGGAGAGUGGCUUCCGCCUCCAAACACCGGGUUCGGAAAGGAGCUUUCGGUCGUACCCGCCGAGCACGACGAGUCCCUGGGCACGGUUAUUCGUCAUCCUGUUGACCACACCGCAGAAUCCGAUAGUGAAGCGGAUAUGUCUGAGAUGCCUAAAAUUGAGGAAAAUGAGUUGGAGAGCGAACUCCAAGCACUCAAAGAGGACUUUGAAGAACCUUCUCAAUUUGUUGAUAUCAGGAACCAGACUCGGAAUGCCGGUGGGCACCCACUACGUGCUACCUCGAUAGUCAAGCGACCAACUUCCAAGGGGUCACUUGCAGCUGCCUCGUCUCUUUCCAGCAAGCGGUCUCGCGCGGAAGACUCGUCUCCCAGGACCUCCAAGGCAGUGAGAUUCAACAAGGGAGAUGAGCAGGUGGAUGAGGAUAUGCCAGGUCUCCCACAACUUCCGCAAGCCCCACAGGUUGACGAAAGUUCUGCUGAAACUUCCCUUUCUGAUUCAUCGGAUUCAUCUGUGUCUUGUUCAGACAGCGAUUCUGAUGAUGAUUCUGAUGAUGCGUCUUCGAGCGAGGUGGAGCCUGCGGCGGAGGCACCUUCUGAUUCUGAUUCUGAUUCCGAUUCAUCAGACUCCGAUUCCGACGCGGAAGCCGCCCCGCCUGUCAAGAAGGUGCAACAACCGGUUUCUGUGAGCGCUCCUGGCGAAGGGUCCAUACGCACCAAAAAGAGCAACAACCGCAUCAAACUACGUCGCCGUCUAUCUAAGCUUAAGCAGGUAGGCGCUCUCCAUCAACAAGCAGGUUUCGAUGCAUUGCGGGCGUGGGAAGAGAGCCACGGAGGCUGGCAUACUCCGGAGCAAUAUCUUCCCUUUGAGCCAUUUGUGCAACCCCAACAACCUGUGGGACCGGAACAAGAAUCUACCGAAUAUUCCAUUAAGCAAAAGAGAGAAAAAAAGGAACAAGAGCAGAACGAGUUCGAAGCAAGGCGCGAGAAACUGCUACGCGAUCUUGCGUCGGGUAAUGGUGUUGAUGUGGACGAAACAUCGGAGAAGGAAAAUGUCCCCCCCGCUGUAUCCGCCGUCGGAGAGACCCCUGUUUCAGAAGAAGUGCCCGGUAAGGGUCAGCAGGAGCAGGGAACUUCGAACCGACGUACUCUGGACAUCGCCAGCUCACGACGCAUGCUGUUUGGAUCUCUAGGAAUGCGAACCCCAAAGACCAAGGAAGAUGAAGAAGAAACACGGAGGAAGCUCGCUGCCGAAGCUAGUGCAUGCGGGCGCCGCAACAAACCUUCUAAACGAGACGCCCAAGAAGAGGCCGAGCAGAUGCAAGAGGAUGAAGAUGCAUCCGACAUUGAUUGGCAAAACAAGCUUGUCGUUCGUGCUGUUGAGUGUCUCUAUCCCCAAGUUGAUAUAACCGCGCCUCCCUAUCCUUUUGUUCAACGCUGGGAUCAAGCAGCCAAUGCAUCGAUUCGUGAGCUCAAAGGCCCCAGCAAGAAGCGGAAGAGAAAGCAGCGUGUCCAGGUCUACGAAGGAUAUGAGGAGCAGGAGGAAUACGAUGAAAAUGGGAAUCAUUACGGCCAUGAUGACCAAGCCAAUCACGAGGGUUAUUACGAAGGUGAAGCCGAUCCCAAUUAUGAAGGUCAUUGGGAAGGCCAGGCUGCUCGUUACUAUGAAGGUCAUUAUGCUGGCGAAGCUGAAGGAGAUCAGAUCAAUUAUGACGAUGCCCCUGAACCCGAACACGCUACCUUUGAUGACCUACCUUCGAUUCCCGCUGACAUGAGUUCUGUUCCUGAUUUGACUGAGAGCGAAGCGGGGGUCGGCGCAAUCAUUGCAUUCCGGCAGCUAGACAUGUCCAAGGCCACGAACUGGCAGCCUCAGAUGUCUGAGUACCGAGUAGCCGAAGUACGCUCUGUUAAAGACAAAGGAGUGAUAAAUGUGCUACUGGCCAAGCGAGACCGAAAGCCCCCAUCGGCAUCCAAUGACUAUGAUGAACCCCGUCCAUUCAGCAAGUUUGAAAUACCAGACCUAGCCAACGACGAGGGAGAGGAUGACGGCUAUCGCGAGCUUGCAUUUGCAGAACUCAGCGAUCCGAAGCUUAUCCGACCCGCAGCACAGUCAGGUGUGGAAUUUGCGGACCAGAACAAUACUCGAGAAGGUAGCAUUGUCUCUGUAGUUCAAGAAUCCGUACCGAACGCUCAGCCAGCCCUUCCUGAGGAAAUGCACCUUGACGACACAACUUUUGUCACCAUCGGAAAUGAGGUUAGCCGCCUUGGGUCCCCUCGCGAAUCCCCAGGAAUGCCCGAUGAACCUAUCCAACAAACCCCUGGCAGAGGCGUGCCGCAGAUCCAAGUCCAGAGUGGAUCUAAUGAACGCAGUAUUACUCCCCCCAUACCCUCACCUUCUUUCACUGGAUUCCAUUCUGCUCGUUCCUGGCAGCAAAUGACCCCUGGUGUUGAGCUGAGUCGCGAGCUUGAAGGUCAUACCCUCAUCGGAGGAGACACGCCAUCUGGUCUAGUCAGUCGGGACGAGGAUCCUUCUGUGUUGUCAUACGCUUCUGCAAAUCAAUCGUUCGCGGAUGAUCAUGAGGACCAAGAAACGUCUGAACAUCAAGAACAGGAGCGCCAGGUUGUUGACGAAAAUCUCGUGCCGCCUGGCGAUCCCGGGACAAGCGGCCCUCAGUCUGGUUCGCUUUUGUCCACCAUUGAUCGCAAUGGUAAUGACGGUGCGUCUGAUUCUGGUCCGCUGUUUGUGGAAAGAGAUACGAAGAUAGACAAGUCCAGUGCGGCUCCGAACAGCUCUUCCGAAUCGUGGAGAGAUCUUUUAGACAGAUUAAGAAAUGGACCAUCAGAGCCAGGCGACUCACUCGUUACCAGCGAAGUCGACCACAGUGAAGACAACAACGGUGAAGACAACAAUGGUGAAGACAACAACAGUGAGGACAACAACAGUGAAGGCGACAACAGCGACGGCAACAACAGCGACGGCGACAACAGCGACGGCAACAACAGCGACGGCGACAACAGCGACGGCAACAACAGCGACGGCGACAACAGCGACGGCGACAACAGCGAAGCCAACAACAGCGAAGGCAAUCAGGGUCCCGAGCGGUUGGAAGACAGUCUGCAGCACUCUUACCUGGACCUCAAUUUCUCGGCGCUUGACUCCCCACGGGCAUCCAACUCGCGCUCUCCCAACCCACCAAUGAGUGCCCAGCAGGAUGCCCAGUCUCAAAAACAAACCUCAUUCCCUUCACCAUUCGAAACGGAAUCUCCCGCCGCAUCUACUCGCUCCAAACUCUCCCAGCGGGUGCGUGAAUCCGAAUCCGCCUCCCAAAUCCCCGCCUCCCAGGCAUCCGAAAUGAUUGAUCUCACCUCCAGCCCGCGUGAAUCACCUGAACCUAGCACCUCCAAUCCGAACCCAUCCCAGCGCUCCAAAUCUGCAGUGUAUGGGAAGUCACAGGACAUUCCUCGCUCGUCUGAACGUCCACCCCGAGCUUCUACGGGAAAGCUCCAACACGUGGUGGAGGUGAGUAUUAGUCCUCCCAGCCAGAAGAAGAAGAGGCGCUCGUCACGGAAGUUCUGA
Penicillium egyptiacum is the source of this 4167-nucleotide messenger RNA. Lineage: Eukaryota; Fungi; Ascomycota; Eurotiomycetes; Eurotiales; Aspergillaceae. The record is from the annotation of a GenBank genome assembly.